CUUGCAGUGAAACGCACCCACGUUCUUGGCAGUCUUAGUCUUUUAGACGAAGCCGGGAAAUACAAUGUUGACGAUCUCUCUUCCGAAGGAUUCUCGGACUCCUUCCUCGUUGACGUGUCAUCCACAUCCAAACACGCUCUUGAUAACAAGGGUUUAAUUUCUCAGAGGGCUAAGAAGAUUAAAACAACCAGUAAAGAUGAGUCAGUGGAUUUGGAAGAGAAUGGUACAGGAAUAUAUUCAGAAGACGACGAUGAAGAAGAACUUGAGGACCAUACAGUUUCCAAUGAAGAACUACCAUGUUGGUCAUCUUAUGAAAAAACGUUCCAAGAAAUUUCAGAAGACAAAAAAUGGCGUUUGUCAUCAUCACAGAGAAAUGUAGAAGAUGUUCUUCAUGCAUAUGCCUUGAAAUUGGAGAAGGAGCAAUUAGCUCAUUCCUUCAUUGUUGACACAUCAGAUGAUAAUAUUAGGGGAUUAUUUUCGGAAAUUGAAUGGAGGGAAAUUAUGAGUGUUAAUAAGAAAACUGUGCCAGCCAUCGACAGAAAACUUGGAGAACAUUUGCUAAAAUAUAAAAAGAAGACACCUUCCGCAAUGCGAAUGCACAUCAUGAAACCCUGGUUAAGCGGAACAUAUAACAGAGACGAGCAUUUUGAUUUCCAGUAC
Messenger RNA from Ambispora leptoticha, 660 nucleotides. NCBI's taxonomy places the organism in Eukaryota, Fungi, Glomeromycota, Glomeromycetes, Archaeosporales, Ambisporaceae. The record is from the annotation of a GenBank genome assembly.